Molecule: messenger RNA, 4907 nt
Organism: Labrus bergylta (ballan wrasse)
Lineage: Eukaryota; Metazoa; Chordata; Actinopteri; Labriformes; Labridae
Gene: ttyh3b
Product: tweety family member 3b
Cellular component (GO): plasma membrane
Molecular function (GO): volume-sensitive chloride channel activity; intracellularly calcium-gated chloride channel activity
Source: RefSeq, a predicted model, not a curated record
CAGAAAACGAAGGCAUCGUCAAAAAAAAAAAAAAAAAAAGCGAUAGAAAUAUACUGGGUUGGGGGUCAUUGAGUCUGUGACGCCUAAUCUGCCUUAGCAUUGUCGCUCACUUGGAGAAGGUAACCAAAACAAGCGGGGGAGACUCGGUGAGAUGUGACCGCUAUUCGGUUAUCUUCAAUGCGGUCGGGAGUCGGUCGUUGCAGCCUGCUCGUUACGUUGAUGCAGCAGCGCACGGCUGAGGGGUUAAAAUCCACCACCGGAUCUCGAAAGACAAUAGGUGAAAAUAUACGGCCGGCCUGGACUCCCAAGACUACACUAGACGAGGGUCUGAAUCCGAUUCGGCUUCGCACUAGUGUCUGUGUCAGGAAACUGGUUAAGGAGUGAAGUGACAGCCGGCAGGUCGCUGGAUCGGGAUGGCGGCCGUAGUGAACUACUCCCCGCCUUGGUGGGUGAAUCUGCUCCAUCGGUUGCCUCAUUUCAACAUUGAAUUCCAGGUCGUGAGCAGUGAUUUCAGACCAGAAGACUCUGAGUAUCAGAAGUCCAUUUUGCUGCUGGGUGCUGUGGCUGUGCUGUGUCUGGGAUUGGACCUCCUCUUCCUCCUCUUUUACUCUUUCUGGCUUUGCUGCCGGCGACGCAAGAGUGAAGACUCUUCGCAUUCCCAUUCGCACUCCCAGCAGCCCAGUGCCGACUGCUGCUGCACCGCCUGGUGUGUUAUCAUUGCCACGCUCGUCUGCAGUGCUGGUAUUGCUGUGGGAUUCUAUGGAAACGGGGAGUCAAGUGAUGGAGCCAAUCGUUUGGCGUACUCCCUCCGUCAUGCCAACCGCACAGUAUCUGGGGUGGAGAAACUGGUGACAGACAGCGCCCUAGCCUUAAACCAGACAGUGGAGGAGAACCUGGUCGAGUUAGAAACAGCCUUCCAGGAGCAGACAGAUUAUGUUUCUAUAGUCCAAAAGCUGCAGGGACAGCUGGACGAGCUGGUGAAGCUGAUGAGGGAUAUCCCCUUCUGGUCCAAUACUGACAUCUCACUGGAGGACCUGGCUCGCAAGACGGAGGCUUUUGAUUUUUACAGGUGGUUGGGGUAUCUUAGCCUGCUGCUGUUUGAUGUCCUUAUUUGCCUUCUGGUGCUGUUCGGCCUGAUACGCAACUCUAGAGGCACUCUGAUUGGAGUGUGUCUGCUUGGGGUUUUGACUCUGAUAAUCAGCUGGGGGUCUCUGGGCCUGGAACUGGCUGUCGCUGCUUCAGCCAGCGACUUCUGUGUUUCCCCGGAUACCUACAUCACCAGGGUUACCAAGGAAAAUGCCGUCAUCAACCAAGAUAUCCUGCAGUAUUAUCUGAGGUGCAGCUCUGGCCAAAUUAACCCAUUCCAGCAGAGGCUGUCAGGGAGUCACAAAGCAUUGGUAGAGAUGCAGGAUGAUGUGGCAGAGCUACUGAGAUCAGCAGCACGUGAUUAUGCCAACACCAAGGGGAGUCUUGAGCAAAUCCAGUCUGUGCUCAAUUCCACUGAGGUCGGCCUUCACCAGCUGACCGCUUUGGUGGACUGUCGCAGCCUACACAUGGACUACGUCCAGGCUCUGACCGGGCUCUGUUAUGAUGGUGUGGAAGGUGUCAUCUACCUGGUUCUCUUCUCUUUUGUCACUGCUCUGAUGUUCUCCUCCAUUGUGUGCAGCGUGCCACACACCUGGCCUGGCAAGAGGACGGAUGAGGAAGACGGAGAGGACGAGUCGGGUGCCUCACGGGGCGGUGUGCACGAUAACCUGUACCGUGUUCACAUGCCCAGUCUCUACAGCUGUGGCUCCAGCUACGGUAGUGAAGCUAGCCUGCCCGCUACAGCCCACACUGUCAGCAAUGCCCCCGUCACUGAAUACAUGAGCCAGAACGCAAACUUUCAGAACCCUCGGUGUGAGAACACCCCCCUGAUUGGCAGGGAGUCCCCUCCACCCUCUUACACCUCUAGUAUGAGGGCAAAGUACCUGGCAACCAACCGACCAGACCAGAACCGACGCUCUGUACCCAACGACCAACUGGACCCUGCCAGCCGACCUCACCCCACUGCCCGUCCACAGUCCUCAGUCCACUAGAGACCAGGGUCCCACCAGUUCAUCCCAGUACUGCCUAAAUCAAGUUCUUGAAGCCAAUACACAAGGUCCAACUCAACAAAGAUGAGAGUAUCAAGCAACACACAGUUUGUCAACAUACAACACAGGACUCAUCAACCUAACGCCUCAGCAAGGGACUACACUUUGAUGGUCCAACUCUACUUCUCAACCACAUUUAUCAGAAGAAAAAAAAAGACAGAAGAAAUUCAAUUUCUUCUCCUCAUCCUACCCACAAUGCACUGCGGGUAGAGCGCCUUGGCUCCGCCUCGAGUUUCUUUUUCUCCUCAAUGCUCAUCUCGUCCACUGGGAUCCGCAAACUGCCCUCAAAUGGAGAUAGUCACUCCCACCACUCAAUCCCCUGUACUAUUCAGACCACCACACGCUGACACAAACAAGAUCACACACACACACACACACACACACACACACACACACACACACACACACACACACUGUACAGAGCUGUAAAUAGUAAACAUGUUCUUUACUCUGAUAUCAUAAAAAGUAGACUGUUGAAUCAUUACUGGUGAUGUGGUGAGCUGUGUGUUUAUCAUGGAAACCUUUGCUGUAUCUCUUAUACACACACAAACACACACACACACACAGGCGACCACACAUCUGUAUAAUUAACAAGCCAGUGAAUCAGAAAGCCAUGUUUAGAUAAAAAAGUUACCACCACAUACACAUUCUCUAUAGCCUAACUUUGUGGUCGAACUAAGACUUGAAUUGUGAGCUUGAAAAGUUUGCCCACAUGUUUCUUCAUAAUUGUUUAGGCGCACAUGCAGUACAUGAGUCGAUAAACACAUUUCCAACAAGAGCCAGGAAUCCUGAAGUGGACUGUGGGAACCAAGUGAGAGAUAAAGGGCAUAAGAAGGCUCAACCUGUGCCAAAAAACUCUAAAAAACUGUGAGAUGCCUGAUUCUGUCCUCGUCUCCUACUCCAAUGUCUCAGAAAAGGGAAAAAAAUACUGACUUGGAAUGUUUCCCUCAGACUGUAACCGGAAAAGACACUUGAAACAGGAAAACGAUGGACAGAAGUGGAAUAAGACUCACUAGAAAUAUUGCGACUACACAUUUUGCAAGGUGCUAAAUAAGCCAGUUGAGGUCCAUUGAGAUGAUCAGGUCUGAGGAGAGCAGAUUUUCUUUUGUUACCUUAAUGUUUUGUUUUCAUUCAGGGAUGUAAUCAGAUGAAGGAAAAGACGUAAUCAAUCCUUAAUGGAAAAUUUGUGCAGAAAACUGUAGAAAAAAAUUAAUGUCCCUGGUAUAUAAUGUUACAUAAAAGUGUUACAGGGAAAGUCAAGUAAGAGGAGGUUUUUUUUUUUUUACGUUUUAUCAUAAGCUGGAAUUCGGGAUGUGAAACUGUGACAAACUGUAGUGUUUUGUUUUUAUUAUUUACUUCCUGUGUUUUUUUUUUUUUUUCAAAUGGUGGCCUCUGAUUGACCCGAAGCCACUAUUUCAUUUGUUUCUAUUAUUUUUUUAUUUUUUUAACCCACAAGCACAAUUUCUCCUCAAGGUGACUCUGCACGAUGGAGAAGUAAAAACACACUGCCUGGGACACUGCCGGUGGAUUUUUUUUCCUCCCGCUAUAAAGCUCUCUGUACAGUGUAUAAAAACUGUAUCCGUGAACCUGUGUGUGUGUGACAUCACUGCAGCCUGAUUGGCUAUUGCUCUAUCUCAGUGUUACUGUGUGUAAGUACAGUGGUCAGUGUGUCUGACUGGCAGCAAGCAAGGGCCAGCCUAUCUAGCCUGAGUCAAUACAACACAGAUGUUACGCAUGCUCUCAUACACGCAUAUUAUAAUACACACAAAUACACACACACACACACAAACACACCUGCUGUACAGGCAUCUUCGUUAAAAACACACACAUGAUCUCAUCCAAAAUACAUCUUUUACAACUUUUUACCUGUUUACAUUCACUUCUAGAGAGGUAGUAACUACAAGCCCCUUACUCAACUGUGACAUCACACUGGUAUCUGUUUGCAUUCUGGGUGAUGUAGUAUGUAGAGGCAUCGUUUCAGAAAAACCUGGAAUGUAGAAAUUAGCACAUUCUCUCAAACACAUGUCAACCACCCAUUCCUGUACAGCAUUUUAAUAUGUUACUAUUAAUAAUCAAUGACCACUUCUCGUAUUAGCGAGACAAUCUUACCUGUGUGAUUAUACUAGAAAGAAAAUGUCCAUGUUAUGGUAACAAUGCUACCUAUGGUCUAGAACUUUACAGUGUUUUUUUUUGCAACGUCGAUGGAAACAAUGUUAAGAUCUGUGGGACUAGUCACUGAUUAAUGGCCUUUCAUAAUGUUUUUAAACUCUUACAACACUUCAUAUCGCAACAUGUUUUUUUAUUUUUCUCUGUCUUGUAAAAAUCAAACUUUAAAGAUAAAAUAAUAGCUAGCUGUUUUGUAGGAGAAUAAAGGCAAGGGCAGCGUUUUUCCUCUCUUAUUAAUGGUGAAUGACUCUGUCUUGCAAUGUUUUAAUAAGACUAUUCCAGUGUCGUCUGCACACCUGACUUAAGAGGUUGUAUUUUAAAUCCUGUGCAAUGAAUUCUGGGAUGAAACCCAUCGGAUGCAGUGUGUCUUAAAUUACAGCAACACUCAAGUUUAAGGGUAAGUCAUGUUUUUGCGUGUAUAUGUGGUAUUACAGGACUUCCAAUACACCUUGGUCCAGAUGUGUCAGACAAACAAUGUUUUUUAUGGCUGUUUUUAUUUUCUGAUGAAUUAACUAAGAUAUUAAUGAUGUACAUGUCAAAACUGUGGUUAUGAUAUCAUUCUGGAAUAAAUGUUUUAAAAAAAGGAAUUAAAGCAACUUUAACAUA